AUGACUCUGACUCAAGCUGAGAAGGCUGCAGUGGUUGCCAUUUGGGGAAAGAUCGCUGCCCAAGCUGAUGCCCUUGGGACCGAGUCACUGGAGAGGCUUUUUUCAAGCUUCCCCCAGACCAAGACCUAUUUCCCUCAUUUCGAUCUCAGCCAAGGUUCUGCUCAGCUUCAUGGCCAUGGCUCCAAGGUCCUGGGUGCUAUUGGUGAGGCUGUCAAGAACAUAGAUAACAUUACAGGUGCCUUGGCCACACUUAGCGAGCUGCAUGCCUACAUCCUCCGAGUUGAUCCGGUGAACUUCAAGCUGCUUUCCCAUUGCAUUCUGUGCUCUGUUGCUGCCCACUUUCCCAACGACUUCACCCCAGAAGUCCAUGCUGCAUGGGACAAGUUCCUGUCCCAGAUUUCUUCGGUGCUGACUGAGAAGUAUAGAUAA
Messenger RNA from Emys orbicularis (European pond turtle), 429 nucleotides. RefSeq names its product hemoglobin subunit pi. The record is from RefSeq and is a predicted model, not a curated record. The transcript is spliced from 3 exons. Gene Ontology annotation, molecular function: peroxidase activity; haptoglobin binding; oxygen carrier activity. Gene Ontology annotation, biological process: hydrogen peroxide catabolic process; oxygen transport. Gene Ontology annotation, cellular component: haptoglobin-hemoglobin complex; blood microparticle; hemoglobin complex. Bases 1 to 429 code for a protein of 142 amino acids. NCBI's taxonomy places the organism in Eukaryota, Metazoa, Chordata, Testudines, Emydidae.